This is a messenger RNA of Thlaspi arvense, 597 nucleotides long. The record is from the annotation of a GenBank genome assembly. NCBI's taxonomy places the organism in Eukaryota, Viridiplantae, Streptophyta, Magnoliopsida, Brassicales, Brassicaceae.
UCAAGAGACCUAAACAGAACAAAGAUGCUUCAUAGUUUAAGAUUUCUUGUGUGUCUUCUCGUCAUCAUUCACACGGUCUGCGCCAGAGAGUUUGUGGUAGGAGGAUCAAAGGGUUGGACUGUUCCCACAGAUCAUCAACUAUACAAUCAAUGGGCAGAGCAAAGAAGAUUCCAAAUCAACGACUCUCUGCUUUUUGUCUACCGACCAAACCAAGACUCAGUGCUUCAAGUGACAAGAGACGCUUACGAUAGCUGCAACACAGACGCAGCCACGGCUAAAUUCACAGACGGACACACUUCCUUCACGUUUGACCGGUCUGGACCAUACUAUUUCAUCAGUGGAAACAAAGAAAAUUGUCACAAGAACCAGAAGCUUGUCAUCAUUGUCAUGGCUGAUAGAAGCAGCAGCAACACCACACCUCCUUCGCCUUCGCCUUCGCCUUCAGUAGAAUCUUCACCAUCUCCUACUUACACAGGAACCUUCGAAAUAACACCGGCACCUUCACAAGACACUCCUGCAAUCGCAGCUUACUCUUCUUCUUCCUCUGUUUUUCCUUUUUCAUUCAUUGUUACUCUGUUUCUUUCUCUUUUCAGCUAA